GGAGACUGACAUUUCCCCCCCAAAGGCACAGACAACAAAAGAAAUUGUGCGUCGGGCCACGCACAAUUAGACUGCGUAGAUGUUUGCCAGCAUGUCUCUUCUCCAUAUUCUGCUGUUAAUGGUUCUAGCAGGGAAGACAGCCAUCGGGUUCUCCCUGAUGUCUUUACUCCUCGACCCGGACCCAGAUUGGACCCCUGACUACUACGAGAACAGCUACGAGGAAUACAACCAGGAAGAGAACAGCAGUAACGCUCCUGCCUACCAGGAGAAUCCCGACUGGUACUACAUGGAGGAUGAUCCGUGCCUGUCAAACCCCUGUGAACAUGGCGGGGACUGCCUUGUCAGUGGCGACACCUUCACGUGCAGCUGUCCGGCCCCUUUCUCUGGAAACAGGUGUCAGAAUGUGCAAAACAAGUGCAAGAACAACCCAUGUGAACGGGGCGAAUGUCUCAUUACCCAGAGUCCUCCCUAUUACCGCUGCGCCUGUAAACACCCUUACAGGGGACCCGACUGUUCCACAGCGGCUCCUGCGUGCAGGCCAAAUCCCUGCCAAAAUGGUGGCACCUGCUCCCGGCAUAGGCGGAGAACCAAGUUCACCUGUACCUGCCAUGACCAGUUCAAGGGGAGAUUCUGUGAAAUAGGUCCUGAUGACUGCUACGUUGGUGAUGGCUACUCCUACCGAGGGAAAGUGAGUAAGACAGUCAACCAACACUCAUGCCUUUACUGGAACUCCCACCUCCUCUUGCAGGAGAAUUACAACAUAUUUAUGGAAGAUGCUGAGACCCAUGGAAUUGGGGAGCACAACUUCUGCAGAAACCCAGAUGGAGAUAAAAAGCCAUGGUGUUUCAUCAAAGUCAACAGUGCAAAGGUGAAAUGGGAGUACUGUGAUAUCUCAGUUUGCUCAGCCCUAGACAUUGCUGACCCAGAGGGAAGCCCCACAGAGCCUCUGACCAAGCUUCCAGGGUUUGACUCAUGCGGGAGGACUGAGAUGACAGAGAAGAAGAUCAAGAGGAUCUAUGGAGGCUUUAAGAGCACAGCGGGCAAGCACCCAUGGCAGGCAUCCCUGCAGACCUCAUUGCCACUGGUCACCUCCAUGCCCCAAGGCCACUUCUGUGGGGGAGCGCUGAUCCACCCUUGCUGGGUGCUUACCGCUGCCCACUGUACCGACAUAAAGACCAAACAUCUGAAAGUGGUGUUAGGGGACCAGGACCUGAAGAAGACAGAAUUCCAUGAGCAGAGAUUUGGGGUGGAGAAGAUCUUCAAGUACACUCACUAUAAUGAAAGAGAAGAGAUUCCCCACAAUGACAUUGCUUUGCUCAAGCUAAAGCCAGUGGAUGGUCACUGCGCUUUGGAAUCCAAAUACGUGAAGACUGUAUGUUUGCCGGAUAACAUUUUCCCUUCUGGGACUGAGUGUCACAUCUCUGGCUGGGGUGUGACAGAAACUGGGGAAGGCUCCCGCCAUCUCCUGGAUGCCAAGGUCAAGCUGAUUGCCAACACCUUGUGCAACUCCCACCGACUCUAUGACCACAUGAUCGACGACAGCAUGAUUUGUGCAGGAAACCUGCAGAAGCCUGGGAAAGAUUCCUGCCAGGGUGACUCUGGAGGCCCUCUGACCUGUGAGAAGAACGGCACCUACUACGUCUAUGGGAUAGUGAGCUGGGGCCUGGAAUGUGGGAAGAAGCCAGGAGUCUACACCCAAGUUACCAAAUUCCUGAGUUGGAUCAGAGCCACCAUCCAAAAGGAGGGUAGCUUCUAAGGUGUCUUCUGAACCUGAGAGCCCAUUGUCCCGAGCACUUGGAUAAGGCCAGGCCUCAUGGGCAGCACUGGACGCCCUGGGAGCCCCCAGGAGGCCAUACAGCCGAGUGGCCAUGCUCUAAGCAGAGAAAAUGGCCGCCCACCCUGGGGCCACCCCAGACCAGCACGUCCACUGCUUUAUCAGGCUGCCUCGUGGGUAACCCAAGAAAUGCCAGAACCCACCCAAUAGAUACUUUGUUGGCUUCCCUUCAAACAUGGGCACCUUCUAGAAAAUCACAGACUGCCUUCACCUCAGAUAUUUGCAAACGUGGGAUCUCAGAAUGACCGGAGCCAGUGGGAGUCACCUUGACAUCUUUAUUCCUCAUCCCUGACACCCAAGGUGCGCCACCGAACAGGCCACCACUUCCAGGAUUAGACGGGAGACCAAAAAUACAAGAUUCUCUGUGG
Mustela lutreola (European mink) is the source of this 2202-nucleotide messenger RNA. RefSeq names its product hyaluronan binding protein 2 (gene HABP2). Gene Ontology annotation, biological process: proteolysis. The transcript has 13 exons. Gene Ontology annotation, molecular function: serine-type endopeptidase activity. Bases 80 to 1756 code for a protein of 558 amino acids. The record is from RefSeq and is a predicted model, not a curated record. Lineage: Eukaryota; Metazoa; Chordata; Mammalia; Carnivora; Mustelidae.